Molecule: messenger RNA, 6100 nt
Organism: Podarcis lilfordi (Lilford's wall lizard)
Lineage: Eukaryota; Metazoa; Chordata; Lepidosauria; Squamata; Lacertidae
Source: the annotation of a GenBank genome assembly
CUUAAAGCUGCAGAUUAGAUGCUUCCGGGUGCCUGAUUCUCUGCAUCGUCAAAAAAACCUGGUUUUUCUUCUCGGAUUUGAGUUUUUUUGCAACUGCAAAGUGGGAAUUUUUCGUGCAACAAGAUUUGGGAUUCUUGAGACUGCAGAGCAACUGGAUUCCUCAAGAUUAGGAAGAGUGCCUUAUUUUUGCAUUGUCCAAAAAACUUGCUUUUCUUCUUUGAUUUGAGUUUCACAACUCUGCAAAUUGGGAAUUUUUCGUGCAACAGAUUUGGGAUUCUUGCUCCAAAUUAUUAACCGGCCAGUCAGCUUUCCGAGGGGCCAAAUUGUCCCAAAAAUCUCAUUUUUUUUCUCGGAUUUGAGUUUUUUCCGCAACUCUGCCAAGUAGAAGAAGGGCAGGGUGGGUAGGAUGAGCUGCGGCCCAGUUUCGAAACCCGCCAGCAUGGAAGACACAGAUGUCUUCAAAGACAUCCAACCAACGGGACAAAUCUCAGAAAGUCAACAGGCUCUGGCCCAGGUAAGUGAGCUGCAGGAAAACCCCAUAUUCUGGGUUUUUUAUUUAUUUUUCAUUUUUUCAUUUAUAUAUUUACUUACUUACUUACUUUUUAUACCACCCUACACCCAAAGGUCUCGGGGCCGUUCACGUAAAAUAUCAAAUACGUAAAAUUGAAAUAAAAACAAUAAUUCAGUAAACACCCCCUGCCUAAUUGGCGCAUAUUGGCCUGAAUACGGUACCGUAUUGGCCUGAAUAUAAGGCACCCUUUAGCUUUUCACAGUUGGGAUUUGGGGGAAAAUAUGAGGCUUAUAUUUGGGACAAUACGGUACAUACUUACUUGGCUCAAUGUCAUUUUUUAUUGUCUCCCUAGUAAAUUAUUGACCAAGGUCAAUAUUUGCUCCUCAGAUCAUUCAAUCUUGGUCUUGACCCCGGGUUCAAGAUGCUUGUUCUUUUUCCUUCGAGAACACUCUGAGGAUAAGAGGGCAAAAGCAGGGUGGAUUUGAUUUGAAUUGAAUUGAUUUAAAUCCCUAGUCCGGGAGACUUGAUAUAAAAUCCUUUUUCAACCUUGCUGUGGCAUCCACUUAAUAUGGACAAUCAGAGGAAGGUUUCCUUUUUGGAAUAAUAAAAUUCUUUUUCUACAGAAAGGUUCAACCUUGCUGGCAUCCUCUUAUAUGGGCAAGCAGAGGAAGAUUUCCUUUGUGGAAUCAUAAAUUUUCAGAGUCAUUUCUACACUUCAUUUAAAAAAAAUUGUUUAACCACAUCAGUUAACAAACAUGGAUGCAUAUGGUACUAUAUUAUUCUUUUACUUAAAUAAAUGGUUAUUAAAGAAAUGGUUAUUUUUCUCCUUCCAAUCAAGUAUGGCAGAAAAGUUGUCCAGAUAUCGGCAGUUAACUUAUUAAACCUCACCGUCAUUUCAUAAUCUUCGCUCUAUGUAUUUCUAAGAGUGGAACCAAAUCAGUAAUUUUUGACAGAAGUGUAAAAACGACUCUGAAAAUUUAUGAUUCCAAAAAGGAAACCUUCCUAUGGUUGCCAAUAUUGAGGAUGGCAGCAAGGUUGAGCCUUUCUGUAAAAAAUGAUUUCAUUAUUCCAAUUAGGAAACAUUCCUCUGCUUGGCCAUAUAAGAAGGUGCCAGCAAGGUUGAACCUUUCUGUAAAAAGGGGGAUUUUAUUAUUCCACUAACUGCCCUUUCUCCUCCAGGCCCCCUUCGAAAUGGACCAGUACCUCUCAGGACAUUUGCCCGCCACCCCCCUGGACGUCGGGCAGAAGUACCGCCGGGAAAGCGCCUCCGUGGUCGACGAAUACUUCUCCGCAGAGAUGCCACCUUCCGCCCAGCUUCGCACGGGCCUCUACCGGCCCCCCAAGCCCCUCGCCCCCUUUGCCCGGGUCAAAUCGGAACCCGGCACCUUCUUGGCCAGGCCCGGCCCAGCCGGGGCAUGGCAGACCCUCCCCGACUUUGGCAGCGCUUUCCACGUCUUCUCCAACCCGGGUCGGAUCUUGGGGUGCCUGUCCCUGGGCACCGGCCUGCCGCCGUCACCACCAAACUCGCAGCCUGGCAGCCCGGAGGUUGCCGAGGGCAUCUCUCAAAGGCAGGACCAGGCUGCCUCGUCGGUGAAAGGACCCCUCCAGGGCCAAAUGCCAACGCUGCAUGGUGGAUUGCGGACCCUCGCCGUGCCGAUCCCCAAGUACAGCCAGAGGAACAACCUGGAGCUGGAGAAGAGAAGGGUCCAUCAUUGUGACUACUCCGGUAGGACCAAUCCUUUUUUACUGAAAGAUUCAGCCUUGCUGGCAUCCCCUGAAUAUUGACAAGGAGAGGAAGGUUUCCUUUUUGGGAUAAUAAAUUCUUUUUUUACAGAAAGGUCCAACCUUGCUGGCAUCCUCUUAAAAUUGACAAGUGGCCUGAAUAUAAGCUGCACUUUCACUUUUCGCAGUCGGAAUUUGGGGAAAAAGUGAGGCUUAUAUUCAGGCUGAUACGGAUUAUUGUUAUUGUUGUUAUUAUUAUUACUACUAUUAUUAUUAUUACUGCCACUGCUAUUACUACUACUACAACAACAAUAAUAAUAAUUUAUUAUUUAUACUCCGCCCAUCUGGCUGAAUUUCCCCAGCCACUCUGGGUGGCCCCCAAUCAAGUGUUAAAAACAAUACAGCAUUAUAUUAAAAACUUCCCUAAAACAGGGCUGCCUUCAGAUGUCUUCUAAAGAUAGAAUAGCUGCUUAUUUCCUUCACAUCUGAAGGGAGGGUGUUCCACAGGGUGGGCGCCACUACCGAGAAGGCUCUCUGUUUGGUUCCCUGUAACCUCACUUCUCACAGAGGGAACCGUCAGAAGGCCCUCGGAGCUGGACCUCCGUGUCCAGGCUGAACGAUGGGGGUGGAGAUGCUCCUUCAGAUAUACUGGACCGAGGCUGUUUAGGGCUUGAAAGGUCAGCACCAACACUUUGAAUUGUGCUCAGAAACAUACUGGGAGCCAAUGCAGAUCUCUCAGGACCAGUGUUAUGUGGUCCUGGUGGCCACUCCAAGUCCCCAGUCUAGCUGCCGCAUUCUGGAUUAAUUCCAGUUUCUGGGUCACCUUCAAAGGUAGCUCCACAUAGAGCGCAUUGCAGUAGUCCAAGCGAGAGGUAACUAGAGCAUGCACCACUCUGGUGAGACAGUCUGGAGGCAGAUAGGGUCUCAGCCUGCGUACCAGGUGGAGCUGGUAGACAGCUGCCCUGGACACAGAAUUGACCGUCUCCUGUGAGUCCAAAAUGACUCCCAGGCUGCACACCUGGUCCUUCAGGGGCACAGUUACCCCAUUCAGGACCAGGGAGUCCCCCACACCCACCCGUCUCCUGUCCCCCAAAAACAGUACUUCUGUCUUGUCAGGAUUCAACCUCAAUCUGUUAGCCGCCAUCCAUCCUCCAACCGCCUCCAGGCACUCACACAGGACCUUCACUGGUUCUGAUUUAAGAGAGAGGUAGAGCUGGGUGUCAUCUGCAUACUGAUGAACACCCAGCCCAAACCCCCUGAUGAUCUCUCCCAGCGGUUUCAUAUAGAUGUUAAAAAGCAUGGGGGAGAGGACAGAACCCUGAGGCACCCCACAGGUGAGGGACCAGGGGUCUGAACACUCAUCCCCCACCACCACUUUCUGAACACUGCCCAGGAGGAAGGAGCGAAACCACUGUAUAACAGUGCCCCCAGCUCCCAGCCCCUCUAGACGGUCCAGAAGGAUGUUAUGGUCAAUGGUAUCCAAAGCCGCUUAGAGAUCCAGCAGAACUAGGAAACAGCUCUCACCUUUGUUCCUAGCCCACCGGAGAUCUUCGACCAGCGCGACCAACGCAGUUUCAGUCCCAUGAUGAGGCCUGAAUCCCGACUGGAAGGGAUCCAAAUGGUCCGCAUCCUCCAGGUGUGCUUGGAGUUGUUCAGCAACCACCCGCUCAAUCAGCUUGCCCAAGACUGGAAGAUUUGAGACUGGGCGAUAGUUGGCCAUAUUGGCCGGGUCUAAAGAUGUUUUUUGAAGAAGCGGUUUGAUGACCGCCUCUUUCAGCGGGUCUGGGAAGGCUCCCUCACAGAGAGAAGCUUUCACCACCCUGCGAAGCCCGUCUCCCAGCCCUUCUUGGCUACCUUUUAUAAGCCAGGAUGGGCAAGGAUCAAGGAGACAGGUGGUUGGUUUCACUCGUCCAAGCAGCCUGGUCACAUCCUUGGAGGUAACAGAUUGGAAUUAAUCCCACGCAACUUGAUUAGACAGGACUCUAGCACUCUCUCGCCCUGGCUCUGCUCCCACGAUGGAGUCUCCUCCUUCUGAAUCUGAGCGACUUUAUCUGCAAAAAAAAAACUUUGCAAAAGUGUUGCAGGAGAUCUUGGGGUCCCUACCAGGCCCCGGUGGUGCAGGUGGUUCCAAUAAGAUUGCGAACCACGUGAAAGAGUCUCCUGCUGCUGUUUACUGCAGAUGCAAUAGAGGUGGUGAAAAAGGCCCACUACUACUACUACUACUACUACUACUACUACUAUUUCACCCCACCAAUUCAUCCCGAUCUCUUCACAGGUUGCACAAAGGUUUACACCAAAAGUUCUCACCUGAAAGCACAUCAGAGAACUCACACAGGUAUGUGGUUGGCUGCGGCUAAACCUGAGGGCGGCGAGAUGUGCUUGUAAGGGAGAUGAUUGGGGUGGAAUUAGAAAUGUCCCCCGCCCCCUGGUGGAUUUGAUUUAAAUGCAGUCAUUUUAAAUCACCAUUUAAAUCCCUGGUCAGUAAGAAUCAAUUUAAAUCCUUUUUUACAGAAAGGUGCAGCCUUGCUGGUAUCCUAAUAUGGACAGCUGGAGAAAGGUUUUCAUUUUGGAAUGAUUAAAUUACUUUUUUUUAGUUCAACCUUGCUGGAAUCCUCUUAAUAUUGACAAACGGAGGGAGCUUUCAUUUUUGGAAUAAUAAAUUUUCAGAGUAGUUUUUUACAGUUAUAUCCUGGGUAGAUUUGAUUUAAAUCAAAUUGAUUUAAAUUUUGAUUUAAAUCACAAUUUAAACCCCUAGUCAGUAAGACUUGAAUUAAGUCCUUUUCCUUACAGUAACACUGUAAAAACUACUCUGAAAAUUUAUUAUUCCAAAAAAGAAACCUUCCUCCACUUGUCCAUAUUAAGUGGCUGAACCUUUCUGUAAAAAAAUGAUUUUAUUAUUCCAAAAAUUAAACCUCCCUCUGCUUGUCCACAUUAAGAAGAUACCAACAAGGAUGAACCUCUCAGUAAAAAAAGGAUUUCAAUCAAGUCUUACGGACUAGGGAUUUCAAUCGCCAUCCAUCCUCCAACCACCUCCAGGCAUACCCAGCACCUUCGCUGUUUCCGAUUUCUGGGUGCCAUUCGAACCCGCAGCCCCAACCCCUGGGCAUCUGCUACGAAAAUGAGCCCUGGGAGGAGAAAGGCUGGGCAGAUGUUUCUAACGCCGCUCCUUUUCCUUCUUUCUUCUGCCCCCUUUCCAGGCGAGAAGCCAUAUCGGUGCACUUGGGACGGGUGUGAAUGGUGCUUUGCCCGAUCUGACGAGCUGACACGCCACUACCGGAAACACACGGGUGCCAAACCCUUUGGGUGCCUCGCCUGUGGGCGAUGUUUUUCUCGAUCGGACCACUUGGCGCUGCACAUGAAAAGGCACCAGAACUAAAGAUGGAGGCCCCCAGCCAAAGAGCCGCAUUGUCCAUAUUAAGAGGAUGUCAGCAAGGCUGAACCUUUUUGUAAAAAAUGGGAUUUUAUUAUUCCAAAAAAGAAACCUUCCUCCGCUUGUCCAUAUUAAGAGGAUGUCAGCAAGGCUGAACCUUUCUGUAAAAAAGGGAAAAGGAAACCUUUGGUGCUCAAACACCCUGUAAGAGUGCCCCAUCUACUUGGUUUCCCCUCCGACCCAUUUUUGAUUUUGUUUUAUACAUUUUGAAUGUUUUGCUUAAAUACCAUCUGUCAUUGUGUUAAAUUUUGUGUUAAAUGCCAUCUGUUAAACAUCUUUAUCCCAUUUUCCUUUAUCGCCUCGCAAGCCGCAAAUCUCCAACUCUCCAUCCAUAAUUUCCCCCAUGAUGAUAAUCGAAUCAUUUUACUACCGAUAUCCAUAGCCUAUUGGAUCAUUACCUCUUUUACAUCCCAUUGCAAUAAAAUUCCAUAUAUUUU